AGUUUUAGCUGGAUACCUUCGCGCCGGGGCAUCCGGGGCAUCCGGGGCUCGCUUCGGAGACGUCUCGAAACCAUGGCGGCCAUGGCGGGCUAUCCUGCAGAUGUGCCCGAGGCUGUAGAUGUAGCAGUCCUGGACGGUCUUCGGAGUAUGCGACUCCGAAAACGACCCAUCAAUGCGCCCAAGGAGGAUGAGGUCCAGCUACAGAUCAAUUGCGUGGGCAUCUGUGGCUCCGAUAUGGCCUACUGGUCCAAGGGCAUGGCUGGCGGCUUCGUUCCCCUGGACUUCAGUGAGGAGGGCCUCAACCAGGGCUACUGCGGUCAGAUGGGCCACGAAUGCUCCGGCACCGUCAAGGCCGUGGGAGGCAAGGUGAGCCACCUGCAGGUGGGCGAUCGAGUAGCCAUGGAACCUGGGGUGCCAUGCUCUGACUGCAAGUUGUGUCGCAAUGGUCGCUACAACUUGUGCCCGCGCAUGCGCUUCAUCGGCUCAGCCGUGAAUCGAGUCCCGGGAGCGCUCUGUCGGAAGUUCAACCACAAGGCCUCCUACUGCUACAAGCUUCCGCCCAAUGUCAGUCUGCAAGAGGGGGCCAUGUUGGAGCCUCUCUGUGUUUCCCUACAGGGCGUGACGCGUGCAAAGGUGGGCUGUGGGCACCACGUCUUCGUGAGCGGCGCGGGGCCCAUUGGCCUCAUGACGGCCAUGUGUGCCAAAGCGGCAGGCGCAGCCACGGUGACCAUCACUGACAUGGUCGAAUCAAAACUGGAAAAAGCGAAGGAGAUAGGUGCAGAUUUCACCCUCAAAGCGGACACACCCAACUUGCACGAAGCCUUAGAAGCCUUCAUCGGCGAGAAGUUCGACAUGAGCUUCGAGUGCUGCGGGGUCCCUGCCGCCUUAAACAGCUGCAUCGAGGUCACAGUCCCCGGGGGCACCGUUUGUGUCGUGGCCAACAUGCCGAAGCAGGUGCCUUUGGAUUUGCAGGUGGCCUGCAGACACGAGGUGGACAUCAUCGGUGUCUAUCGUUACUGCAACUUGUAUCCGAGGGCUUUGGCCAUGGUGGCGAGUGGAAAGAUCAAUUUGAAACCAUUGAUCUCCAAAACUUUCCAGCUGGAGGACGUGCAGAACGCCUUCGAACAUUUCGCUUCGGGUGAGCCGAUCAAGGUGCUCAUCCAACCCAACCCACCUGAGCAGAUGGUCUGAGAAUGUCUGAGAGUCGUGUUGGCGGCCGGCGGAUGGUAGGAGCUUUCAGGAGGGUCAAACGUUAAUGCAGAUAGUGAAGUUCGAACCUCAGUGGUGCGAAACAAAAGGUGGGAGGCCAUAUCGGUAAAGAUCCUGGCCGGUAAAGUCCUAAUUCG
Messenger RNA from Cladocopium goreaui, 1346 nucleotides. NCBI's taxonomy places the organism in Eukaryota, Dinophyceae, Suessiales, Symbiodiniaceae. The record is from the annotation of a GenBank genome assembly.